CUCUCAACUUUGAACCAUCCUAUCUCUCAUGGCCCCGCGGUGUCUCGUACGGGGAUCUAUCAAUGUGGACGAGUUCUUCCAAGGCAAGGGGUUCGACGAUAUCGUCUCUCCAGGCCAAACGAUCUCGUCCACGAAACUCGUCAGGCGGCCAGGCGGCAAGGGCGCUAACCAAGCUGCCGCUAUCGCACGCGCCGGCGGGCUCGUGGACCUCGUGAGCGCGGUAGGGCAUGAUGGGACAUGGGUCAGGGACGAACUCACGGCAUCGGGCGUGAACACGGAGAGCGUAGCGGUCGUGCAGGUGCACCUGGUCUCAAUUUCCGCGGCCGCUCUAAUCUCAGUUCUGUUCAAAGGCGCAAACUGUUCGACCCUGCCAUCGCACACGAUCCACCCAGAUACCACACAUCUCGUUCUGCAGAACGAGAUCCCUCUCAAGGAUACCCUCGACUAUCUCUCCAUUACAUCAGCCAGGAAUAUCGCCUCUGUCUUCAACCCAUCGCCUAUGCCCUCAGCCGAAGAGCUCCUUCACUUCCCGUGGAACGACCUGACGUGGCUCGUAGUGAACAGCGGCGAGAUGCGAGAGAUCUGUGUCGCACUCGGCUUGGCCAUCCCACCCGCACUGCCGAGUGCCGCAGUGGAUUGCGCUCGAGUAUUGCUCCAUCUGCUGGCGAAGCACACACCGAAAACAAAGAUCGUCUGCACCCUCGGCGGUGAUGGGCUGCUCGCAAGACUGGGCGAGGAAGACCCGGUCUACGUGCCCGCCGCCAAGCUACUAGGAUCAAAUCGCGAUACGACGGGUGCCGGCGACUGCUUCACUGGCUAUCUUGUGGCUGGGUUGAUGGAUCUGUUGGUUGGACAAACGGAUGACUACGUCGCGGUCCUCCGGCGAGCGACACAGGCCGCGGGAAUGUGUGUGGAAAAGCCGGGUGCAAUGGCGAGCAUCCCUCUGGCCUCUGACGUUGAUGCUCGUAUGAAAUCGAGUGGAUAGAUUAGGCCGGGUCCCAUAGCAGAUCAUCCAACGCAACGUCGAGCUCUUUCGCCAGUAUC
This is a messenger RNA of Mycena citricolor, 1044 nucleotides long. The record is from the annotation of a GenBank genome assembly. NCBI's taxonomy places the organism in Eukaryota, Fungi, Basidiomycota, Agaricomycetes, Agaricales, Mycenaceae.